Cotesia glomerata is the source of this 2347-nucleotide messenger RNA. It is a transcript of the gene igl, whose product is annotated as obscurin. The transcript has 4 exons. Lineage: Eukaryota; Metazoa; Arthropoda; Insecta; Hymenoptera; Braconidae. Bases 90 to 692 code for a protein of 200 amino acids. Gene Ontology annotation, molecular function: calmodulin binding. The record is from RefSeq and is a predicted model, not a curated record.
AAGAGUCCAAUAAAAAAAACUAUAAACUCAUUGCAAAAUAUAAUUGAAUUUUGUACGUUGACAAACAGUGGUUAGUACAUCAAUAAAAAAUGGGAUGCAAUACUAGUAAAGAAAGUAUUCAAUCGGCAACCGAGGAAUCAAAGGAGGAUGUUAAGAAUGGUGAAAUUCCAAAGUUCACAAAUACUGGUGAUUCAGGCAAAGAAGAAUUACCUGAAGAUAAUUUGGAAAAAAAUAACACAGUUGACUCAACUAAAAAGGAUCUAGAAGAAGCAGUUGUAAAGAUACAAGCUGUAUUUCGAGGACACCAUACCAGAAAGAGUAUGAAAGGAACAGAAACUACAUCGCAGCAAAAGCAAACCAAAGAGGAGAGUGAACCAACACAAGAACAGCUGCAGGAAGAAUUUCGUACGGAUGACGUUGAUCUCUGUAAUGCAGCAACAAAAAUUCAAGCUUCUUUUCGCGGCCACAUGUCCAGAAAAGAACAAGCUGUUGCAACAGUCAUGAAAGCUACUGAAGACGCUAUAGAAAAUGUAUCGUCAAAAAUAGAGAAAAAGAUGGAUGAUGCAGCUAACGAAUUAGAGGGCAUCGAUUUAACCGAUCCAGAUUUACACAAAGCAGCAACUAAAAUUCAAGCAAGUUUCCGAGGCCAUAAAGUUCGUCAGGAAGUAGUUGUAACUGAGACCAAAAAAUAAAGCUACAAUUAUUAAGUGAAAACUAGUGAUACUAUCGAUAUGUGCAACCUUAAUCUAUAAAUAGAAAUAACACGCAGUUAAUAAACCUGAUUUCUGUAUAGCUGUAUAUUUAUAUUGUACCAAAAAACCAACUUAGUAUAUUUUAUCUCGAAUGAACCCGAUGUCUUAAUGAAAAAUAUUAAAAUAUAGAUUCUGUUAAAAUUUAAGCCCUUCACAAUAAUCUUCAGAGAUCUUGAAUCAAAAGUGUUCAUUUCCUAUAUUCAAAUCAUAUGGGGUAAUUUUUAAAACUCCAAAAUAUUUAUUGAAUACUUUAAAGAAAAGGUGAUUCAUGAUUUUAAGAUGUAUUUUUAAUUCAAAAAUUACUCAAGGUCAAUCUUUAGCUUACUAUAAAUUUUUUUACUAUUGCAUAAAAUAAUUGUUAUUUGCAUAAUGACUGUUAUUUUCGUCCAUAGCGAUUAUUGUUUUAUUUUAGUGCUCAUAAAUAAUAAACUUCAUUUGCAAAAAUACUUAUAACCAUUAUUAUUCACUAGUUUAAAGUUUUUUUGAAUUUCUUCCGAUCAGUCAAUCGAAAUUUAACAUUCUCUUAAGUGAAUUACAAAAAUUUUCUUUAACAACGAUAGCUUGGUUGCAAAAUUUAAAUAAUCUUGGAAAAAUAUUUUAAAGAAAUUUUAAACAGCUUCUCUACGUAUUCAGAUAAUUAAUAAAGAAAUUGAAUUAGGUGAUCUAUAAAUACUCGUAUUAAGGGCUCUUAUUAAAAAUGAAUCUAUAUUGUGACAUUUUUUACUUGAAUUUUAAGACCAUUUGAGUGAAUGAAUUUGUAGGUUUUUUGACACCGUCUAAUAUACAUAUUUCCUUUCUUGUUUCAAAUAUUCUUCAAUCUAUUACGAUUGUUGAAUAUUCCGUUAAAUUUUAAGUAAAAUACAUUAUUUAACUAUAAAUAUAAAUGACUUGUUGAUAACACCGUAAAUAAUAAGCCAUCCCUAAUUGUUGAAAAAUUUAUAAAUUAAAUUGAACUACUUUUUUGAAGAUAUCAUUAAUUCAUAUUUAGCACUUUUUGUUUGUUCAAAAGUAUACUGUUCAUGAAAUUGAAAGAUAAACUUGAUUAAAUCGUUAAAAUUGAAACAACAAAAAAAAAUAAAAUGAAUAAAUUCAUUAAUAUUAAAUUUAAAUGGAAACUAAUUUUUCAUGAUGUUACAUACUUCAAAAGCUAACCAUCGUGAAAAAUUCCAGAUGUUCUCAAGUGCAAUUCAUGUAACACAGAUAAAAAUAUGAAAAUAUAAAUGAGUAAUUCCAGAUUAUAUACCAAAUAGCUUCAAGAACACCAUAAAAAGAUGUACAUUUUGAACUUAUUUCUGCUCAAUAUUGAAGAAUACUAUAAAAAAUAAUUAAACUGUUAUCAUAAGUAUUUAUUCUAUGAUUAGUUUUAUCUGUAAAAAUCAGAUAAAAUAAAAUGUAUAUUCAUUUGAUGAUACUUUUUACAAGACCAAGUAAAAGCUAUUACCUUAAUAAUGGUUACUAAGUCUCAAUUAAGAAACUUGUUUUUCCAAAUAUAUAGAAAACAAAAAUGUACUACCAACCGGCACUAAUAAAUAAAUGUUGUAUGAAAGAUCCAAGCCACUUUACUCCACUUUUGAAUAAAACUUUAUUUCAAAUGA